Molecule: messenger RNA, 2641 nt
Organism: Acanthopagrus latus (yellowfin seabream)
Lineage: Eukaryota; Metazoa; Chordata; Actinopteri; Spariformes; Sparidae
Gene: spata7
Product: spermatogenesis associated 7
Exons: 12
Coding region: 195-1991 (598 amino acids)
Biological process (GO): protein localization to photoreceptor outer segment; protein localization to photoreceptor connecting cilium; photoreceptor cell maintenance
Cellular component (GO): ciliary basal body; axoneme; photoreceptor distal connecting cilium
Source: RefSeq, a predicted model, not a curated record
CAAUCAUAGCAACCAGCAUGGCGACGGGGAAGCUUUGCCUAGCUCCUCAUCUGCUUAUAGUAAGCUAGCAUUAGGUCGUUACCUUCACAAUACUUGAUUAACUCACAGCGUCACAAUGUUUACAGCUGAAUACACUGUAGUUUCCGGAUGCCACCAAGCUCUGCCGCCACUGCCUCAGAAUAUUUCUGAGGAAAAUGGGAUACGCUGAGUGUAACAUUAUCAUGGACUCGAGAAUAGGGAGUGUAUCAUCUGGACUGGGGUGCACCUCCGGUGUGAGAGGACAGACUCUGAAAAGUAGCCCUUUCUGCCCUCGCUCCUCCAGCAAGUUAACACAGUCCAUCAUUAAAGACCACAUGGUGUCUCAUUACAAAAAGGUUUACUCAGCUAAAGCUGCCAUUGAUGCCUCAGUACCCAAAAGCUUGAUACAUAGUGUUAAGUAUAAUGACCAGAUCAGACAGGAACGGUUAAGGAAAGGGGGUCGUCCUCAGUCAGCACACUCUGUCUCACAGAGGAAUAGCAGAGCUUCUUGCUCUUCAGCCCAAAGUAGAUUAUCUGUGCAGUACGAUGACCUCUGCUCAAGGAGUUCCAUGGUGUCCAGCCCAAGGUUCGGCACCUCCUUUCAUACCAAGGAGAUAGUUUAUCCAUUGUCCAAAGUCGCCUCACAGAACCACUUUCAUCACACCCGCCCAGCCUCCGAAAGAAAGUACCAGAGCCCAAAGGCGACUUUACAUAGAAAGCAGUCAACUUGUUCGCUGGGAGCUUCAGGAGAACAGAGCGGCUUCAAGACUUUCCAGGACCCCUCUCAGAAGACAUAUGGCGGCGACUUGCUCCAGAAACAUUCCCAGAACUUUACCCAAGACAAACCCUUCACCCCUAAGACCCUGAAAUCAGAUAAGAGUUCGUACUUGUCCAAAUAUCGCUACUACAGAGCACCACAGAGGAAAAAUACUCAGGAUUCCACUCGAUCAGGGUUGAUGCGACAGGAGACAUAUCAUGGAAGCACAAAAACCAAGGAAUACACACAAGAACUGUAUGAGCCAUCUCAGGGAUUUACUACAGAGCACGAGUGGUCUGAAGAUGAGUUCAGUGGCACACAUCUCUCAGCAUCCAGACAACAGAGUCGAGCAAACAAGAGCAGGGACCGGGAUUUCUUUGACUCCUCUUAUAGACUCUCACCAGAAAGCAGAAAAUCCCCCAUGAUGAAGAAUGUAUCUGCAGAGGAAGAAGAACUAAUGUACCUCGAAUUCAUUUCUGCUGUAACAGAGGACAUCUUGUCAAGGGGGCACAUCUCUGACAGGGUCCUAGACCGGGUGAUAAAGCGCCAUAUUGACAUGAAUCGUCAUCAGCUUGAUGAGGGUAAAAUGCGCCACCUGCUGGGAGUGCUGCGCAAAGAUUUUGAGGAGCCAACCAACAUACCCACCUGCAGCACAGAGCUUGAAACACAUGAGAAUGGUCUCCUUGGUGCAUUCCUACCACAUCUGGAAUCAGAGCGGAAACAAGUGAAGACCAAAGAAAACAGUGAUCUGCUCCCUUAUGCAUCACUUAUCAAAUACAGCGAUUCACCAGGUUAUGGCGAUCCCCUAUAUGUAUCCACGCCUGUAUGCUCUCCUGAAAGGACUGUUUCACCAUCUAAAACAAUUGAAAAGGGUGGAGAAGGUGACAAUCUGGAAAAAGACAGUAACUCUCCAUGUCUCAGUGAACAUGUUUCAAAUAACAUGGGGAUUAGUGAGGAGGAAAUCCAUCAAAAUCAAGCAGGCACACCUGCGACAAAUGAAGUUGUAGAGGAAAACUGUGAAUGUGCCACUAUCACCAGUGAUGAAGGAUUUCAUCCUGACCAAGCUGAGGUCAGUUAUGAUGGACAUUGUGAAGAGGUUGAGGAUCUAGGGAGACAUUUGUCCGAGUCGCUUCUCGUGUCCAGCAAUACACACAAUGUGGAGAACACUGAGCAACAUACGAAUACAGCUGCUUCUGGCAGUGAUGAUGAGUUCUGAGUUUUACUGUAUUCAGGGAAUGAAUGUCCUUUGAGGGUUUUUUUGUUACCAAUUGAGUGUUUGUCCAGAGUAAAAUGUGAUAUUUGAACUUCAUGAAAGUAUAGUUUUGUAACUGUGAUUCAACGCUGGGUUGUGUUUUAAUGUUUUUACGAGCCCCAUGAAUGUGGAGCUGUAGCUUGGUUUUGCUUUCAUAGCUUUUUACAGAAGCACAAUCGACAUUUCACAUGAGCAAACAAGGUUUUGCGAGUACACCAGGGACUCUUAUGUCUCAUUUGGGAUAUUGUAAAGUGGUGGUUAAUCUCCUAUUGACCUCCAGAAUAAUGGUAUAAACAUUUUUCUGAAACAGUGCCCUGUGGUAAUUAGUAUGACUAGCAAAUCUGCAAAGCAUCUGUGAUGUCAGAUGUGUGGAAAUAGUGGCAUUCUUUAGUUUGAGUGGAUUGAAGAGUGUGCCCAGUCAGUUUAUAGCAUGUUGUAGCUAAAGUUUACUUUUUCUAGACCUCUAGAAGGACAGGUCUGUCAUAAAUAAACUUAAUAAAAUUGUUCAGUGUGUUUGACUUGACAUAUGCCUCUGACAUGUAGCUGAAAGGAGUUGGCUGUCACCAGAAAGUGUCUUUACAAUUGCAAUAAAGUUUCUAUUGUUCUGCAUAUUA